AUGGACACGGACAUUCCGAAGGCCGGCUUUGACUCGCUGCCAUCCACAUCUCGGAUCUUAUCUGAUAUUCAGCUGACAUUCGGAGAGUGGGAAGUAUUCGUUGACGAGGCUAAAACGUUGAUCUACUUCCUGGGCUACCGCGACUCACCGCUCGAGAAACCUCCAAAAAUUUUCAAUUUCGUGGGAAGAUCUAGCGGAUUCCUUCAUUACUGUUACGUCUUUACGCCGGAUAACUGUGAAGAGACUUUAAAGUACCCUACCGUCCUUUACGUAUAUGGCGGACCGGAAGUUCAACUUGUGAAAAACGUCUGGACGGGGUAUGAACAUCUUUGCUUAACAAACAUUGCCAGUAAUAUGUGGUGGCAAUUUGAUUUCUGUACAACCGUUCUUACUUACAGGUCGAUGUGCGUGCAGAAGUUGACAAGUUUGGGAUACGUGGUAAUAAUUAUCGACGGACGGGGAUCGGCUCACAGAGGGAUUAAAUUCGAAUCCGUUCUGAAGCAAAAAAUGGGUGUGGUUGAAAUCGAGGAUCAGAUGGAGGGCUUAUUUGCAAUCGCUGAAGAGUAUAAAAUUAUCGAUCUAGAAAGAGUCGCUAUUUACGGAUGGUCAUAUGGCGGUUAUCUGUCGCUAAUGGCAAUCUGUCAAAACCCGGAAGUGUUCAAGGUGAGUUUUGGCUGGGUUGUGUUUCAUUACCUCUUUGGCCAAGUGAUGUCGCGUUCGUUUAAGAUAGCAAUAUCCGGAGCCCCGGUGGUCAAUUGGAACCUCUACGACACGGCGUACACAGAACGCUAUCUCGGUCUUCCGCAGGAAAACUCGGCGGUGUACGUCGAAAGCUCCUUGCUAAGUAGAGUGGACGACUUUCCGUCCGAGGCCGGCAGAGUGCUGAUUAUCCACGGCUUGUUGGACGAGAACGUUCAUUUCAAGCACACGUCCACCUUGGUCGAGGCGCUAGUGAACGCCGGCAAACCGCAUCAGCUGCAAAUAAUUCCUAAUGAGGGCCACGCAUUUCGCUCCGCCGCCUCCUUGCAGUACAUGGACGCGCUUAUUAUAGAUUUCCUU
Molecule: messenger RNA, 1059 nt
Organism: Soboliphyme baturini
Lineage: Eukaryota; Metazoa; Nematoda; Enoplea; Dioctophymatida; Soboliphymatidae
Source: the annotation of a GenBank genome assembly